AUGGAUCUGAAUACUCCCCCCUUCGGCCUCGAGCAUGGAUUGGAAAGCGCCAACAUUGCGCUCCGUAUGACAGCGGCCGCAUUUCUCUGCCUCGCCCUGUUCAACUCGCUCGAGCUCGUCCUGCUCGUCUGCUGGACCUUCCAUCAGCGGCGCGGCCUCUACUUUUGGUCCCUCCUCAUCUCAUCGAUCGGCAUCAUUCCCUAUGUGGUUGGAACCAUUCUGCAUAAUUUUGACCUUGUUCCCCUCGCAGUUAGUCUGCCGAUUGGACAUGUGGGGUUUAUCUGCAUCGUCCCCGUUCAAUCAUUGAUCCUAUACUCGCGUCUCCACCUUGUUUUUUACCAUGAAAAGAUCCUCCGCAUCAUGUUAUUUGUUAUCAUUACUGUUUCAAUUGUCCUUAUCGUCCCCAACUCAGUCUCCAUGUACGGCUCCGCGUUUACAACGUCGCCGUCGUGGAACUACUCAUACAACGUCACCGAACGGUUGCAAGUCACCGGGUUCGCUAUUCAAGAAUUGCUACUCUCUCUGUUCUAUGUCUACUCCGCAGUCCUACUUCUUCGGAUCAGUCCUGAAGGGAAGAGCCGGGUUAAGCGAAUUAUGUAUGAGCUGCUCUGGAUCAACACGCUCACGAUCGUGCUUGACAUUGCCGUGGUCUGUCUAAAGGUGUUUGUAUAUAGUGUGAAAGUCAAGCUGGAGCUUGCGGUCCUGGGGAGGUUGGUGGCGCUCACGAAUACAACACAGGAAAAGCGGAGAAACACUGUCAGGAGGGCCUCGUUUAUAGGUCCAACUUAUGACUUGAGUGAUUUCACAAAUACGAAUGACGCUCCGAUCGGGACAGAUACAGAUCGGGGGCCAGUUGCAGUGGGUAUCGAAGAGGUCGAGCGACCGAGCACUGGUAGUAUUACCGAGCCAACGCCGGGAAAUGCGGAUAGGAGAAGCGCCAACGCACUGGCCCAGCGCAUACAUUGGGAUUCGCAUGUCUGA
Aspergillus nidulans FGSC A4 is the source of this 981-nucleotide messenger RNA. RefSeq lists its product as uncharacterized. Bases 1 to 981 code for a protein of 326 amino acids. The transcript is spliced from 2 exons. Lineage: Eukaryota; Fungi; Ascomycota; Eurotiomycetes; Eurotiales; Aspergillaceae. The record is from RefSeq and is a predicted model, not a curated record.